This is a messenger RNA of Lactuca sativa (garden lettuce), 1737 nucleotides long. RefSeq names its product putative polygalacturonase. The record is from RefSeq and is a predicted model, not a curated record. Gene Ontology annotation, molecular function: polygalacturonase activity. Gene Ontology annotation, biological process: carbohydrate metabolic process. NCBI's taxonomy places the organism in Eukaryota, Viridiplantae, Streptophyta, Magnoliopsida, Asterales, Asteraceae.
UACUUCAAACAUGGCAUAUCACCAUCACUCCAUCACUAUAUAAUAAUACACCCCCACACCUCACUCCACUUCAACCCAAAAUUUAGCUUUCGGAACAAGAAAUCAUACAAGAUUUGCUUCCAAUGGAGUCGCUCAAGAACCCUAGAAAACUACAUGUAGUGAACGUAGUUUUGAUUCUCGUUUUGGCAUUCUUCAGUGCCAAAAGUGUUUAUGGAAGGAAUUAUCAACAUCGUCUAAAAAAUCGUCAUCAUCACCAUCAUAUGAGAGGCUAUUUUCCAUACUCUGCCGUACGUUGCAGAGCUCAUACUGCUUCAUUGACUGAUUUCGGAGGUGUUGGUGAUGGUAAAACCUCAAACACGAAAGCGUUUCAGACAGCCAUUGAUCAUCUCGCUCAAUACGGAUCCCACGGCGGUGGUUCACUCCUUUAUGUUCCUCCGGGAAAAUACCUGACCGGAAGUUUCAAUCUCACCAGUCAUUUCACUCUCUUUCUUCAUCGAAAUGCCGUUCUUCUCGCUACUCAGGACGAGAACGAGUGGCCGGUGAUUGAACCCUUGCCUUCGUAUGGUCGAGGUCGUGAUACCGACGGUGGAAGAUACAUUAGUCUGAUCUUCGGCACUAAUCUCACCGAUGUUAUAAUCACUGGAAACAACGGGACGAUUGAUGGUCAAGGACAAUCAUGGUGGGAUAAAUUUCGCAAAGGCCAGCUGAAAAUAACUCGCCCCUACCUAAUCGAACUCAUGUUCUCAAAAAACAUUCAAAUAUCAAAUCUUACUUUGAUCAAUUCUCCCUCUUGGAAUGUUCAUCCCAUUUACAGCAGCAACAUCAUCAUUCAAGGAAUUACGAUUCUUGCACCAACUAGAUCCCCCAAUACCGACGGAAUCAACCCAGAUUCUUGCAUAAACACCCGAAUCGAGGAUUGCUACAUUGUUUCCGGAGAUGAUUGUAUAGCCGUGAAAAGCGGUUGGGAUCAGUACGGAAUUGCAUUCGCGAUGCCGACCCGUCAACUCGUGAUCCGACGGCUCACAUGCAUCUCACCAACCAGCGCAGUCAUUGCGCUGGGUAGUGAGAUGUCAGGGGGAAUCCAAGAUGUCAGAGCCGAAGACAUCUUGGCGAUUGAUUCGGAAUCAGGCGUCCGGAUCAAAACAGCUGUCGGUAGAGGCGCAUACGUAAAAGACAUAUAUGUAAGAAGAUUCACCAUGAAAACAAUGAAAUGGGUAUUCUGGAUGACUGGUAACUACGGGUCCCAUCCUGAUGACAAGUGGGACCGGUAUGCAAUACCAAUUAUCCAGAAUAUAAACUACCGGGACAUGGUGGCCGAAAAUGUCACCAUGGCUGGUAGGUUGGAAGGGAUCACUGGUGAUCCCUUUACUGGCAUUUGUAUAUCGAAUGUGACAAUCGGAAUGGCGAAUGUUCCCAAGAAAUAUAUUUGGAAUUGCACGAAUGUCGAGGGGAUAUCGAGCGGCGUGACACCUCAGCCUUGUGGAGCGUUGCCGGUUCAAGGGGAAAAAGUGUGUGAUUUCCCAAAAGAAAAGUUGCCGAUUGAAUUUGUUAAACUUCAUUCAUGUUUCUACAGAGCAAAUUACAUGUGAAAUGGACACUUUUUUCGUACUCCUAUUAUAAUGAAGUUCAUAGUGUAUUGAAAAUUGAAGGUGUUGUGUUUGUGCAUUAGAAGUUGUACUCUGUCCAUAAGGGAUUGUACAUUGGGAUGAAGAUCACUGAAUCACGCUUAUAUGAUCA